AAAAUCUCUUAUCUUCUUCCUCUCUCUCUCUCUCUCUCCUUCACCACCAAUUGCUCCCCAACAACUUGUCCCCAGAAAUACAAUUUGCUCUUUAUUCUUCUUCCCUUUUCUCCAUUUCUGUUACUUAUUCUCUAAACCCUUUCUCUUCACCUACAUUUCUGCUAAGCUACUCUCAGAACGAUCCAGCAAAGCAAGAAACCAACCGAACAAAAAAGGCAGACAUUCUUGAUUUAAAACCAGGAUCAAGAAAGAGAGAAACAGUAACUGGAAAAAACCACAGAUGAAGAUACAGUGUGAUGUCUGUGAGAAAGCUCCGGCGACGGUGAUAUGUUGUGCCGACGAAGCAGCUCUGUGCCCUAAAUGCGACGUCGAGAUUCACGCCGCUAACAAACUCGCUAGCAAGCACCAACGCCUUCAUCUCAAUUCUCUCUCCACCAAAUUCCCUCGUUGCGACAUCUGCCAAGAGAAGGCAGCUUUCAUUUUCUGCGUAGAGGAUAGAGCUCUGCUUUGCAGAGACUGCGAUGAAUCGAUCCACGUUGCUAAUUCUCGCUCUGCUAAUCACCAGAGGUUCUUAGCCACUGGGAUCAAAGUUGCUCUGAGCUCGAGUAGUUGCAGUAAAGAAACCGAGAAGAAUCAGUCCGAGCCUUCCAACAAACAACAGAAAGCUAAUCAGAUUCCAGCUAAAGCCCCAAGCCAGCAACAACCUGACUCUGCUACUUCUCUCCCGUGGGCUGUUGACGAUUUCUUCCACUUCUCUGAUCCUGAAUUCACCGAUAAGAAAGGACAGCUUGAGCUUGGGGAGUUAGAUUGGUUUUCAGACAUGGGUUUCUUCGGUGAUCAGAUUAAUCAGGAGACUCUUCCUGCAGCUGAAGUUCCUGAGCUUUCUGUGUCGCAUUUAGGUCAUGUUCAUUCAUACAAACCGAUAAAGUCGAAUGUUUCAUACAAGAAGCCGAGGCUAGGGAAGAUCAGAGAUGAUGAUGAUGACGAGGAGCACUUCAUUGUCCCUGAUCUAGGCUAAAAGCUAUGUGUAGACAUUCCUCAAUGGAAAAGUAAGAAGAAAGAUAAAGAAACCUAUCUGCAUAUGGAUGAUGCGUGGAGCCAAUGUCAUAUCUUUAGUUUCGUCUACGUUGAGUAAGCUAUAUGUUAAGGGCUUAUUACACAUUUCCUCUCUUUUUUGUCCGAAUCUCUGAUGAGAUGUUUGUGUUUGAGUGUGUUCAUAUACCUCUUGAACAUGGUAUUUGCUAUAUGCUUGGUGCUACAAACUCUAAUCUAAACUCGAAUAAAAGAAAUCUUGCUUUGCUACUUAUCUCUUGCGUUUCUCUGUAUCGUAUUUCCUUACUCUAUCGAUAACCCUAGCCCUUGAGACUAA
Messenger RNA from Thlaspi arvense, 1369 nucleotides. The record is from the annotation of a GenBank genome assembly. Lineage: Eukaryota; Viridiplantae; Streptophyta; Magnoliopsida; Brassicales; Brassicaceae.